Messenger RNA from Psylliodes chrysocephalus, 5681 nucleotides. NCBI's taxonomy places the organism in Eukaryota, Metazoa, Arthropoda, Insecta, Coleoptera, Chrysomelidae. The record is from the annotation of a GenBank genome assembly.
UCCAAAAAGUCACGCUGACAUACUUAUUUUGUCGAUCUUGUAUAGUUAUGGUAUUUCUUGCUGUACAACAUUGUGACUUUUAAUUUUAUACAUCUGUAUUCAAAGUUAAGAUGAGUGAAAUUAUAAAGCAGUGGAUUCAGGACAAAUUAGGCAUAAUAAUAAAUUUAACGCCGGAAACAUUUUGUGAAUUAACUCGAGAUGGACUCCUUUUAUGCAGGAUUCUUAGAUUUUACGAAGUCAUUAAUCAAGACCAGUUAAAGAUGAUAGAAAAAUCCGAUGUAAGAACUGUACGUUUUGAACAACUUUCAAGAGCAUAUAAUAUAUUGGUUGAAGAUAAUAAACAUCCACUUAACUUCUGAAGAUAUAAUCGAUAUUGUCGACUGCAAUGGUUUAGCUUCGUUAAGCUUAUUCUAUCGCGUGUUCUUGGAACUUCAUGAAAAGGAUUGUCUAACUUUUAUUUCUAAAAAUAAAUUGAGCGAAAAAUUGCACCCCAAAAUGGAAAAAUACACUGUAGUAAAAGUAUGCGAUAAACCACCUGAUAAAUUAAUAGAUAAUAAAUACAAAGAUAAUCUUGAUAAUACAUUCGAUGUCAUACAUUGGCUUCAAGAUCGCUUGGAAAUGGUAGUCAGCAAAUGCAAAAGUGCUAGGGAAGAAUAUCUUCACAUUUUACGUACAAGAGAAAAAAGGAUAUCCAGCACUUUUUCAGUUCCAAGCAUACCCUUAUACGAUGACACCUGCGACCAAAUCGAUAACGUUUCCGCAGUAACACUCAAUAUGACUUACGAGCAAUUGAUGAACGAAAAAAAUAACGUACGUAAAGCGAACAAAUUCAAACCAGAUUUCCAUCAUGCGCAACAAAUAUUGGAGAAAAUGAAACAAAAGUUGAGGAACAAGCAGGAAAACAAAGUAUUCAUGAAAGAGCUCCAGAAACAUAUCUUACAAGAUUUCUUCGUUAAACUCGUUAACGAAGAAAGUCAAGAUGUUAGUAACGAUAUCGCGGAGAAAAUACUCAAACAAUCCUUUUACGAAAAGCAAAUGCAGAAUAAGCUUAGAGAGAUAAAGUAUCAAAGAGAAAAUAUGCUGCAAAGCAAACAAAUUCUCAACGACGCCAUAGCAAAGGAAAAAGAACAGGAGUUUAUAGAAAAGCUGAUGCAAAAGAAAAAAAUUGAACAUAAAAAAGAAUUUGAAUAUUACUUGGAAAAAGAGAGGGCGCUGCAGUUACACAGAGUGAUUUACACUGAAAAAUUAAGAUUAAAAGCCGAACAAACGUUUAAUUCCUGCGAGGACGCCAUAAAGGGAAUAUGUAAAAUGGCUGUAAAGUUUACAGAAUAUAAAACGUUCUUUGGCGAACAGCCUUCAGAGAAAAUAAUGGAUAGUUGGAAGAAAAAGAUAAACGACGAAGAAGCUCCGACUGAAGCUAAAGUAACGGUAGCCGAUAUAGUAACCAGAGACAAUAUGAAAAUUGAACAAAUCGUUCAUCGCGAAAUAGAAAAACAAAAUAAACUAGAUAAAGACGAUUUUGAUAAUUACCAAGAAUUCAAAUGGCCCUGGGUUCUACAAAACAAUGUUACAGAAGAAGAGGUGAAAGAAAUGAACAACGGAAUGAGAGUUUUGGGACAUUUUGUACAUCUGUUGUUGAAUAUGAAAUAUCCGUUACCUGUUCAUCCGAGUCCACCAGAUUUACCAAAAGUAAACGUCAGAGUUUGCUUGAAUGGAUUACCCGAGUUAACCUGUUUAAAAGUACUUAAAAAAAUGUUGAGUCAUAAAGAAAUCUUGAUAGUCGAAUUACAAGACGCUGUAAACUUUUGUUUAGAUAAAUUUAAGGAAGAAACCCGCGAGGACAAUGAGAGUAUGGACGAAGAACAAACGAGUUUUAUAUAUGACACGGAGCAACCUGAAAUUUUUCAAAAAAAGGGAUCGAAAAGUUAUUCGUCCACGGGUGCAAAUGGCCAGAAGGAAAUUAAUUUGGAUAAAACAAAUAGCGAUAAAUGCGUUCAAACGCCUAAAUUUUAUCCAAAUGAAAAAGUGAUUUUGUCUCAGAUGGCCGAAUUAGGAAAGAUAGCAUACGAGGAAGUAUCUGACGGAAAUAGUUUGACAGAUUUCUUGUUGGUUUCUAUGUUUAUAGAAUAUCUGAAAUCGAAACAGGAUGAAAUCAAAGGAUGGGUGCUUGUCAAUUACCCCACGACAUUCGAUCAAGCGGUGCUAUUUGAAGAAGCGAUCAGUGGACUAAAAAUACCAGGUGUCUUGCCAAAACACAAAAUUGUUAAAAGUUUAGCGGAUAUAGUUUAUAUGUGCGAAGAAGCUACAAAUGAACUUGAAGAACUUAGACAUUCAAAUUUAGUACCUGAUCCAGCUGAAAAGCGCGAACCUCUAGCCUAUGAUACAGUAUUAACUGCAUUUAUAAAUGUCGAACAAGAAGCCAGUGAUUUAAGCAGUGAAAACGAUGUUCCAAAUGAACUACAGGACAUAGAAGACUAUUCCAAGCUACAACAAUUUUAUACUGACCAAGGCUGUAACUAUUCCGUAUACUACCAACAUUUCGAUUAUUUUACUAUCAAACAAAUAGCAAAAUUGGUAAUAGGCGAAUUUAGUCUUCCCCCGAAACCCUCGAUUGAGUUAUUUGGAGAAACCAUCACGUAUUUGGAUCUUAAUAAGGGAGAUGAGAAAAAAAGCAUUCUAUCCCUUAAACAUGGGGAUAAGAAGGAACCGGACCGGGUUGAAAAAGUUGCCAAAAAAUCAUCAAUAGUGGCAUCAUCACCUAAAAAAGCCCCAAGUUUAACUAUAGAUACACCAUCGGGAAGAAAAUCUAGAGUUUUCGCACAUGUUGUAAAAGAAGAUAAAUGGACUCAAAUUCCUGAAUUAAUAACAAUUGAAGUAGAGCAAGAGGAAAUCACAAAGCCUGGAGAAUACGGCUAUAUUUUCGAAAAUUUGUUAAUUUCGGACGAUAUUGGAAUGAUAUUGGUAGAGAUUUGGGAAAAAAUGGAAGAGAUUUACAUUAAUGAUCUAAACCAGGUGUUUUUCCAAAAGAGGGUAAUCUCGAACAUGUUAUUGCCAUACGUCGAAUUUGCCAAAAAUAUGAUACGUAAAUAUAUUGUCCAAACCGAUCAGAGACAACUAUUUUUGAGAAAAUUCCAAGAAAAAUUUAAUGAGUUUGAUAACGAUUUUCGAAAAGAUAAAGAAUUCAAGGCAGAACUUCAUUGUCUAAUUGACGAACUAAAAAACAGAUUUAUAUAUCUAGCGGACCUUCGAAUGAUGAGAGCAGAACGACAAAGAAAAGAUUUCGUUAAAGAAAGCUGGGGCCCUAAACAAAUGAUUCAACUAUUCAACAAUUACAUAAGCGGCUUUCAGAUCGAAUUAGACAGAAACUGCGACACGUUGUCAUUCAUAAACGACUAUUUCACCGCUCUCAUAACGAAAGUACCGUGCGACGAGAUUCCACCGAAAGAAAUUUUACAAAAAUAUAAUUCGGAUUCUACAGAGAUUGAGCAAGAGAUUAACAACGUUUACAUAAAAUUUGGUUCCAAAGAAGCUAAUCCAUUUGCUCAUAGAAUUGACCAUGUUUACCGCAAGGCAGUGGGAAUUGCGGAACGGUACGAAAAUAAUGCGUUAUCAAAUUUUGACAAAAUUAGCGCAUUAUUUUUAACUGGACCUAAUAAAAAAGGAGGAAAGCCGAAAGCACCCUUAAAAGGUGGAAUUCUCACAGUAUUCGAACCCAGCGAAAAUAUAAAACAGAACGCACAGCAUAUAUUCGAAUGUUGGGAGUCAUGUUUAAAAGGAGAACUAGCUAGAAUAAAAAUACGACUACAACUUUUAAAAACCGAUGCGAGUACUAAUAUCGAUAUAUUUUUUAACACUUUAAAAAACACAUAUCUUUCGUUGUACGAGGAAAAUAGAUUGAGAUAUGAAACAGAGUCAAAUAGCUUUAAGAAUGUGUGCUAUGUUUUGUCACUUGCCGUCGAAAGAGAGAUUCCAGUACAAGAUGAGUUGGUAUUGAUUACAGAAGAGUUUUCAGUAAAUCCAGAGUCCCUUCUGUUUGAAGAUUCAAUAGAUAUGUUUGACGAACCUGUAGAACCGCCAGAAGAAUUAGUAUUUACUAUAAGUCAGUUACAUACUCUUAUAGAAAUAUUUGUUGAUUUAGGUCCAGAUGGAUAUCUGUCCGAGCGUGCAUUUACUUUUUUAUUACAAGAUAUGGCUUUAAACAGCGACCAAAAACUAAUACCCAAAGAGUGGAUGAAAUUAACAGGACCUAAUAUAAGUCAUAUCAGCCAAGAAAUGUUCGGACCUCAGAAAUUCGUUUGCUGGAAAGAUUUUAUUAUUUACAAUUUAAUUCUACCGUUUCCGACAGUCGACGAACUUAUCGAAAUCCGAAAUAAUUUUAGAAAUUUUGAUGGUAAACGUACUGAAUUAAUCCACAUCAAUGACUAUCAGUCUAUUAAUUUCUGGUUCGAGGCAGACGAGAAACUCGACGUUGAUGGAAUCAAAAAUCUAUUAUUCAGGAUGUAUCAAGUCGACGAAAACUUCUCGAACUAUACGGCGAUGUUGUUCGAUUUUUGCAAAAGUGACAACACUAUUGUGGGGAUAGCUAAGGCGUUUGCAGUAGUGUGCGGGAAAUCGGUUUGUUGGGAUAAGGCGAUAGGCAAUAUGUUUAUUGAGUCUGCAUUAGAGCAACGGACGCUUCAUGAUGAACAGGUAAAAUUGAGAGAUAAUGAAAUAAAGGAACAUGUAGAAUUUGCUAAGACGAUUGUGGACCGUCUAAUUGAUAAUACAGUUCAUCUUUGCGAUAGCCUGACAAUUACAGAAAUCCCAAAUGACGAACAAGAUGCAAAAGACACGAUUCACAAUCUAACUGGAGAUACUUUGACUAGUGAAAUUACGACUGAAGAACAGCAGAAAUCGCAGGGAAGUGCAAAGCAAAAAAAAGAAUCGUUUUGUAACAUUGGUUACGAAGUUAAAAAGUAUCCGUCUUAUUAUUAUUUUAUCAAUCUUGAUGACAUUAUUACUGUUUUAAGUAGAACUUUCAACUGGAGAACCAAGAAUUCUGAAAAUUCGAUAAUUUACGAGUUUAUCGAGCAACUUUAUGUAACAUGUAAAAACCCGACGUUUAAUAAUCAAGUCUUUAGCCACCAAUUCCUUAAUAAUAGUGACUUUUUAAAAAUAUUUGGAUCGACUAAAAAAUUUUUAAUCAUUCGACCCUAUUCGAUAGUUCAAAAAUUUUUAAUAGAAGCUCAGUUAAGGGAAUUCUAAACGCAAUAAAUAGAUUUACUUUAUUCGACUUUUAUUUUACGUCUUGGUCCCAUUCGAGUUUAUAUUUAAUUUAAAACGAUUUAAAUGUUCAAAGUUGUUUUCAAAACUGUAAAAACGUCUUUUCCGACAACAAUAGAUCAUGAGCUACCCAUAUAAACCAUCCCCUUCCCUGAGAAUUUAUGAUUCACACAUUAUUUUUUUCUUGGUAUAUCAUAUAUACUUUAAUUCCAAAAUAGUAGGCACUAAAUCAGGUGUGGGCAAAUACUUUUAAGCACGGGCCAAAUUUGUUUUUCGGGUAAAACUGCGGGCCUCCCCAUAAUUAGAAAAUCAUUUAAAAACUUAUUAUCUAUAUAUUUCUAAAUUUUACAAUAAAAUUGAAAAAUUUGCUUUUAUUAUUAUUUUACCUUCGAUAAUAUCCAACUAAUUAAACAAUUAAA